Molecule: messenger RNA, 2373 nt
Organism: Dermacentor silvarum
Lineage: Eukaryota; Metazoa; Arthropoda; Arachnida; Ixodida; Ixodidae
Product: endothelin-converting enzyme-like 1
Exons: 2
Coding region: 1-2373 (790 amino acids)
Biological process (GO): protein processing
Cellular component (GO): plasma membrane
Molecular function (GO): metalloendopeptidase activity
Source: RefSeq, a predicted model, not a curated record
AUGUUCAGGCGCACCGGAGACCAGGUCCAGUUGAAGAACGCCGCGAUGGUCGAGCCCGGGACGAGCACUUCCUACAGCAGCAGCAGUAGCAGCAGUUCGAGCUCCUCAGGCUCGGACAUGGACGCUUUCGGCGGCCACAGGCGCAUCACACGGCCGGCGAGGCGGCCCGGCUUUCAGCGCCUCGAGUUGCACGAGUUGUACGAAGUGCGACAGAUGCAGGCUGCGGCGCGCCGGGCUGCCGAUGCUGAGGCUCGGGGUGACGGCGCCGGCAACGCGCUGGACCCUCUAGCCCUCCCUGAGCCGGCGCUCAUGAACCAGGAACGCAACGGCGCCGAAGUAGUUGUUCGACCAGGGAACUGGUACAUGAACCAGAGAUUCCAGGCAGCGCUUUCUACCACGGCCAUCCUCUGCAGCGUUGCUCUUCUGGUUUAUCUUGGCUCGACUCUAUGGAUUCGCAUCAAGUACCGCGACCUCCUCCGCGCCAGCACCCGGAAGGCUUACGCGGAACAUGCAGACCUUCCCCUGUUUUCCGGCUGCGACGAAAUGGCAUGCCAACUCUACAUGGCUGCUAUAAGAAGUUCCAUCAACAAGUCUCAAGACCCUUGCCAAAAUUUCUACGGGUUUGUCUGCGACGGCUGGAAGCACCAACACCGUCUUCUCUCUGUUGUGGACGCGGCUCAAGAUACGAUGUACAAACGUGCGCUCACUGCUAUCAAGCGGGUUUCCCAGGACAGCCACAACCAGGCUAAAACCGCUUCGUCUGCGAUGAGCGUCGAGAAGAAGGUAGCCGCCCUAGCCAAGUCCUGUAUGGAACUUUCGGAGAGCAGCCUGGAAGAUCUGAAAAGGUUCAUGUUCGAGCGUCACCUGCCAUGGCCCGAAAGAUCUCGCUGGGACCCACUAGCGAUUCUGCUAGACCUGUCCGGAAACUGGAACGUUCAUCUCUGGUUUCAAGUCAACAUCAGACUGUCUCCAUUCCGGGUCGGUAGCACCGAGCCGGUGCUGAAAAUUGUUCCCAGCGCCGCCUUUCGCUCGUGGAUGGCAACUAUGCGUGCAUUCGCCGGCCAUCCAACGGGGUCGACGCCAUCGCUUCACUACCGGAGGUAUGUUCGCAAGAUGCUGCGCCUGUUCGGCGGGUCAGAGUCGGCCUCUCGCGAAAUCGUCUCCACCAUCGAGGCAAUGAACAAGCUCACGCUAGAAACGCUGGGACCUGCCAUGAACGUGCCUGAACCGAGAAUCGUGCGGAUGUCAAUCCGCAACCUUACUGAGACGGGGACUCUCCGCAUUGCAACCGGUCGCAUGGUACUCCUCUUCAAUGAGCUCUUCAUGUGGGCACGACGCUUCUCGGCCAGCGACAUGGUUCAAGUGGAAAACCUGGGUCUGCUGCGGUCCGUCGUCUACAUUCUGGGACUCGAAGCCGAGACGCAAGAGGCGUUAACACUGAGCCUGGGACUUCGUGUCGCCCACGAGCUGGGCUGGAUGGCCCACAGAGGAAUAGCGGACGUCACGCUCGAGCUCGCAGGCCUGCCUCGGUCGGCUCACACGCGCCGCUGCCUUGUCCAGAUCGAAAGUACCGUGGGUGUUGGGUGGCUCAGUCUGUUUCCCAAGCACGAGGAGACCGAGUCUUUCGUUCGAGACGUGAGAGACGUUCUCAUUGAUGCCGUGGCGCGUCGAAGUAAGGCGUUUCUUCAGCUCCGUGCCCAUAGCACCAGUAUACCGUGGAACAGUGACAGCUUCCUGGCCAGCGUGCUGCCAGAACCGUCACGCCGAGCUCGCUUUUUCAUCGACUGGUUGAAUCUGAUGGUCGGGCGCUGGCGGCUACAGGAGCAAGACAUCACGAAUGUUCUCAAGCCGGGCUCCUUGCUCAGCCAUCGAUGGAGUUUCCAAGGCGCACUCACGGUCGCGGAGGACUACUUUGUCUUUCCUUUCUACCACUCGGACCUGCCGCCAGCUGUCAACUACGGCGGCGCUGGCCGCCUCAUUGCUGACGAAGUGCUCAGGGGUUUGUUUCACGAGCUAGCGUACAACCAAAGCCAAAAUCGGAACAACCAAGGCCGCACGGGCUUCAUUCAACAUUCGAACUACACCCUGUCGCCGGAUUGGCCCCCGUACCACGUGGAUACCAAGGCUCUUCUGGCCGCCCUGUCAGCAUAUAGGCUAGCCGUCGUGCAAGACUUGAGCAGUGCGUACGCCAGACUGUCGAGCCUCGCUCAAGACAGACUGUUUUUUGUGUCAUCGUGCUACACACUGUGCUCUAGCAGCCACUACGUGGACCCGUUGUACGGGGACGCGAGGCGCCGUUGCAACGAACCUGUUAAGCAGCUGUCAGAGUUUGCAGCAGCCUUCCGGUGCAAGGCGCCUUUCCCCAAGCUCUAG